AUGUCCGGAAGUCAUGCAAUAGGGAUUGACCUGGGGACAACCUACUCGUGCGUUGCGGUUUGGCAGCACCAACAUGUUGAAAUCAUAGUGAACGAUCAGGGAAAUAGGACUACUCCAUCUCAUGUUGCUUUCACCGAUACUGAGAAAUUGAUCGGCGAUGCAGCUUUUAACCAGAUCAUCAGAAAUCCCACCAACUCUAUAUUCGAUGCAAAGCGCUUGAUUGGUAGGAAAUUCAGUGAUACCUCUGUUCAAAAUGAUAUGAAGCUCUGGCCAUUCAAGGUCAUUGAAGGGGCCAACGACAAGCCAAUGAUCUUAGUCACAUACCAGGGCGAAGAAAAACAAUUUGCUGCUGAAGACAUCUCAUCUAUGGUUCUUACAAAGAUGCGGGAGAUAGCUGAAAAGUAUCUGGACUCAACUGUGGAAAAUGUAGUUAUAACUGUCCCCGCUUACUUCAAUAACUCCCAGCGUGAGGCUACCAAAAACGCUGGAGUCAAUGCAGGUCUGAAGGUGAUGCGCAUCAUCAAUGAACCGACAGCUGCAGCCAUAGCUUAUGGCCUUGAAAAGCAGGCUGGUUGGUAUGGCAAGAGAAAUGUAAUGAUAUUCGAUUUGGGUGGUGGAACAUUAGAUGUAUCGCUACUUACCAUAGGGGAUGGUGUCUUUGAAGUGAAGGCCACUGCUGGAGACACUCAUCUUGGAGGCGAAGACAUUGAUAACAAUCUGGUGAACUUUUGUGUUGAGAGAUUCAAGACCAGGCAUGAUUUUGAUGUCAGUAAAAACCCCAAAGCUUUAAGGAGGUUAAGAAAUGUGUGUGAGAAGGCAAAAAGGAGACUUUCAUUUGCGUCCACAGUUGACGUUGAAAUUGACUGUUUCGAUCAAGGUAUUGAUUUCUUUACAACAAUUACUCGUGCCAAAUUUGAACAACUGAACAUGUAUCUCUUCAACAAAUGUAUGGAGCCAGUGGAGAAGUGUUUGAGGGAUGCUGAUAUAGAGAUAAGUAAUGUUCAUGACGUUGUUCUUGCUGGUGGCUCUUCUAGAAUUCCGAAGGUGCAGGAACUAUUACAGAAUGUUUUCAAGGGAAAGAAGCUCUGCCAGAGUAUCAAUCCGGAUGAAGCGAUUGCAUAUGGAGCUGCCGUUCAUGCUGCAGUUCUGAGUGGGAAAGAAGAUGUUAAACUUCAAGGCUUCACUCUCUUGGAUGCUACCCCUGUCUCACUUGGAGUGGAGGUUGGUGCAGGCAAUUCCAUGCAAAUUGUGAUUCCAAGAAACACCAAAAUUCCUGUAGUUAAGAACUGGCCUUUGACUACUUUAUAUGACAACCAAGUUGAUGUCAGAUUUCUCAUUUAUGAGGGUGAGAGUGAUACCACAUUAGAUAAUAACUUAUUGGGUAAAUUUCAUCUCCGCGGUAUUCCUCCAGCUCCUAAGGGUGUUCCUGACUUCAAUAUCUGCUUUAAUAUCGAUGCCAACAGUAUCUUGAGUGUUUCCGCUGAGGACAAGUCUACUGGUCAGAAGAACGGGGUCACAAUCAAUAGCAACAGAACAACGUUUGUGGGAAUUGAGAGGAUGAACUAAAGAGAUAAUUCUUUUGCCUUUUGAUUUGAUCUUCAUUCUUCAACAUGGCCAUUUACUUUCAUAUUGGAACUCUUAAGCCUCUAUUUUGAGACAGUUAUGCUGUUCGAUGAAAUUUGGGUAGCUGAAGGGCAGGGCUUUGCUUGUUUGAUUAUUUUUGAUCUCAUACAUGCCAUGCAGGCUGCAGCUAUUCAUCCCUAUUUGAACAUUGAUAUUAAACUACUACUUUCGAGCUUCCUCAUCUUGCACCCCGAGUGUUUAUAUAAGUUGAAUGUCUGGUUUGAAUUUGUUCACAAAUUCUCAAUUACGAAUGCGAUCACAACCAACAGUUACAGGGCAACUGCUAAGGCUGAAACAUGAUAAUUUUGGUGUUAUAAUCAUAACGUAAGUGAGAUGUUCUUCAACUAGCUGUUGCUGUUGCUGUU
Argentina anserina (silverweed cinquefoil) is the source of this 1988-nucleotide messenger RNA. Its product is annotated as heat shock cognate 70 kDa protein-like. The record is from RefSeq and is a predicted model, not a curated record. Gene Ontology annotation, molecular function: ATP binding; ATP-dependent protein folding chaperone. The transcript is spliced from 2 exons. Lineage: Eukaryota; Viridiplantae; Streptophyta; Magnoliopsida; Rosales; Rosaceae. The coding region runs from base 1 to 1566 and encodes 521 amino acids. Gene Ontology annotation, cellular component: cytoplasm.